GGGGGGGGGCCCUCGGCUGCAGCCCCCGCGGGAGGGGCCGUGCCGGGAGGCAGGAACGGCCCGCCCCGGCCCGGAGCAGCGCAGGGGGGCGGCGCCCGCCCGGCGGGACCGGAGCUCGGUUGCCCCGAGCGGUGCUCCCGGCCCGGUGCCUGUUCCCGGUCCGAGAUCCAGCAUCGGCGGGGGGGGGGGGGUGUUUGGGUUUGGGGCGCGGAACGCACGCAACUUCGGCGGCGCGGAGCGGGUCUGCCGGCCCGGUGCCCCCCCGCACACCCCGGUUGCCGGUACCGGCCCCGCCAUGCCCGCCGCCUACCCGCAGCGAGCCCUGACGGUGCUGCUGCUUUUCGGUACGCUGGCCGCCGCCAUGGCCCUGCUCGCCUCCAGCCUCAUCUUCCAGCUGCCGUCGGGGCGGGCCGGUCCCGGUGCCGGUACCGGAGCCGGUGCCGGUCGAGGAGCUCUGCCGGAGCCGGCGGCCGCCGUGCUGCUGCCGGUGUCGGCCGUGCUGGCCGCGCUCUGCCUGGUGCUCAACGUGAGCUGCCUCCUGCUCUGCCUCCUCCACGGCUACUUCAGCACCGAGCUGUGCCGGGGGCAGCCCGGGCCCGACCGGGCAGACUGGUUCCUUCUGGACAGCCGGACGGUUCGCCACACUGCCAUCGGCUUGUUCUGCUGCGGGGUCUCAGUCUACCUAACAGCUCUCGCCAUCUACAUGCUGCUGCUGUUUGAACUGGAGGCUGGCAUUGCCAGUGCCUGUAUUCUCUCCUCCGGCAUCAUCGUCCUGUUGAUCACGGUGACGCACGCCCUGGUACGGGCUUCCCAGGUUUCACGCCGCAGCCGCUCCGAGGCCUCUCACACGCUGUACGAGAACGACUCUGCCCAGCACGGCGAAUCCUCCACCAGUGAUCUGAACAACAAGAACACGGCCGCACCCCGAUCCCGGCCCGAGAUCCACCGGGAGUUUUCCUUCCCUCCUUUCUUGGAGCGUAAAUCCCAGCUGGGCUCUCCGGCCAGCAGCAACCUCACCUCCUCGGGCAGCCCCGGGCUUUGCUCGGAGAAGGAGAGCUACAACCUGCCCCGGACGCACAGGACGCUGUCGGCAGAGUCGGGCCUGCUGCAGGCACAGGGCAAGCCCUGGAAUGGCGUCACCCAGGAGAUGAGGAACGUGCUGUCGCGUAAACCCGGAGCCUCAGGCAAGGACUCGACUCUGGUGUGAGUGGAAGUGGGACUUUUUUGCCCCAUCUCAUCCCAGGGGAGCUGCAAGCACCAGGGUCACGAUUUGCAUCUCUGUUUAGAGCUAUAUAUAGGUCACGUCUCACCAGAGCAGGGGAAUGGCUGCUUUUCCCCCCCUCCUCCCACCUGGGGGCCUGCACAGCCACUGCCUGAUGCUCUUUGCUUCUUUUACUGAGGAGACACCACCCCCUCGCAAAGCCAAAAGCCUUCGGCCGCCUGCUCUGAGCCCCCAGCCCCUCCUGCGAUGCUGCUGGCACUUGCCACGCCACGAACAAGGACCACGUUGGCGGUGACGCAUGCAGGACCCCCAUGGCUGUCCCAGCUGCAGCUGGGUGAGAAGUAGCGAGUGGACCUUGUCCUUGAACAGACCUACCCUCCUUCUCCAGCAGAUCCCAGCUGAUUUCCCUGGCUGGCUGUACCUCCCUGCCCUUCCCCUGCCUCCUUCCUGCCUCCGCCACCCCCAGGAGCCAGCAGGACACUGAGACAGCUCAUACAACCGACCCAGCAGGGCUUCCCCGCAGCGUGCAGCCAGGCAGGUGUAAGGAACCGAAGGAGGUGAUGGAGGAGCAACAAGUGAGAUGGAGCCAGAGCAGCCUGCAAGCCACAGAGGGUGGGUUCGGGGUGGCAGAGAGCCUGCUGCUCGGUCACCAGCACAUCCACCCUCUGAGCAGGACACACCUUGCUAAGCAGGGUCUUAGCAGGGAAAGGGGCUGUGCUGGGGCAUCCCCAGUGCCCGGCUUUGCUCAGUGGCAGAGGGACCUCCCUGGGGAUUACCUGGGUGCCACCAGGAGAACAGUGCUGAUUGCUGAGGUGCGAAGGGGUUUGCACUGGCACUGCCAGUCCUCUGCUGCGUGCAGGGCAGAAAGCAGGAGUACUAAAGGCAGCAGCUCUUGCUGUGAAACACAGGCAGGCUUAGCUCGCUCCGUCCCUGCGCUGACAAACGCCUUGCUGGUUACUCGCAGCCCCACGCUGCCAGCCCUGCCUAGGCCCCGAGCAGCAGCACGCUUGGUUCUUCCCCAAUUCCUUAUCAUUCAGCAAUCAGUAAAGCACUUCAGGGAGCGAAGGGAAGCCACCGAUUCAAAGAGAUUCCCAUGCUAUUAUUCUGAAAGACACCUGUUAUCCCGAGCACAAUACAAUUUCUUUGGAAACUGAGUUUAGCACUGCUUUGAUCCCUGCAUCCUUGGUAAAUUCUUCAGCAGAAUUGUUAGUUCCAGGAGAGAUUAACACUGAAGUUGCAUCCUUUUUAAAGUGACCUCCAAAGCUGAGCAUAAAGCUCUGCUUCCCAGUGCUUGACAGGGGAUGAAGAAAGUCCUUUUUUGUUGUUUUUUUUUUUUUUUUUGAAGAACAGGACAGUUUCUUUUUUCACUUGAAAGGCUCCAACCCUGUGUGUCUUUGUUUUGCUCCAUACCCUUUGAAACACUCAGAGCCAGCAGGCUCCAAGACCCCCCAGCCCGAGGCGAGCAACAGGGGAAGGUUUUAGACAGAACUUUCUUGUUUUUCCUUUUUAUUAUUGUUCUCACUAAAACCAAAUUCAGCAACUGCCUGGCACACACAUGAAAAACUCUCCUUGCAGAAUGCCUCCUGAACAGAGCUGAAGUGUGCCCAUAUUACGUCUUUACACAGCCAUCUACAAAAUACUGAAAGCAAGACCUAGUUUUUCUGAGAUAUUUCUGUGGCCAAGAGGUAGAGGGAAGAACAUCUCGUAGCAGUCCGCCAUCGAAAUGAACUGGAAAGGACAAAUGCAGAUCCACCCCGUUGGCCUUUUGUAAAGUCCUGCGGAAAGGGACACAACUGCUCCCCAAAGCACCCCCCGAAGGCAGUCCUGACCCCAGCGGCAGGAUUUGCCUGCUCAGGAGCAGCACCUUGUUACUGGGAACAGAGAGGCAGGCAGAGACCUCUGGGCAGCUUCACAGACAGAGCGGGUGGGUUCUCACUCCUCCCCGUGGCUGGAGAAGGUGGCAGAGGAUGGCUAGUCUUGUCUGAGAUCAGGAACUGGCUGGAGGAUUCUUUGCUUGUGGGGCAACAGUGCUGUAAAGAGAAAACGACAGUCACGUCCAGCAGGCAGGCAGGACACCAGCAGCCUUGGGAAUGUGAAAAACCGGGGGCUCCCUCAAAUAAAACCUCACUGCUUGCAGCAGGAGAGCAGCUUAGACAAGCACACCUUUCAGCGUGCUGUGCAGCCUACGGAGCCGCAUACACCAGCCCCCGCGGGUGUCGAGUCAGCAACCUCUGCGGCCACACCGUCCUGAGAACCACUAAAAACACUCUGGGCUGCACAGAGCGUGACCCUGCCAUGCUGGGAAAAUACAGAACCUGAACCAGAAGCGACUAAGGCAGAGUCAUUCUGCAGAGACAGAGGCGCUCUGUUCGCUUCGGUGGUUUUAUCGGGGAUGGGCAUUUGGGGGUUUUCUCACUCCUACCCAGUCAGGCACCAAUACCAACACCAACCUCAGGAGAGACAAAUACACCAGACUCAGAUCACCUGCCAAAUGAUAUUUUAGUAGCUGUAGUUCAACCACAAACAUACAAAAUGCAUCAUCGUUCUGCUACCACUUAUCUUUAUGGGACUCUGCCCAAAAAAAGCCACAUACAUGACAGAGAACAGCACCGAACGUGGCCUGUCGCCUGCUCCAUCGUGGUAGCAUCAUCCCAGUGCCUUUGACACAACGAAGAUUUAAUGUAUCACACAAACAAACAUCCCUUUUUAAAUAAGGAACUAAAUUAUUUCCCAGCUACCCUUUUGUAAAUGAGAUUAUUUGCUUCCCAGUAAACAAAGCUAGAAGAUCACUGGAAGGCAAGCAGCACGCCCUUUCAAAUAAGUCUAGAAUCGUAUCACUGAGGUAACUGCUCGGCAUAUUUGCACUGGGCUGCAUUAUAUCACCACACCCUCCUCUGCCAGCUGGAAGGGUCACUCAGACAGACAUCCCCUUGCUACCUGCGGCCCUGAGCAGCGUUCAGCUGAUCCUUCAUGGCUAUGGCAUGUUUGAGCAGACUGUCGAUGCUCUUGAAGUACACGCUGCUGUCAGUCAUGUUCUUUAUGGCACUGGAAGAAGAAAAGAGGGGGGUGGGGGGAGGUGGAAGACUGGUUAGUAUUUCCAAAGGCAUCACGGUUUUAGAGCACGCAACCCCUGAUAAAGAAGGCUGUAAAUAAGAAGCCUUAACUUUCUAAGGCACAUUGCAUCUUCACACACUAGUUAGCUGGGGGGUGGAUUUACUGCAGGAGAUCAGCAGGCCUGGGGAAGAGCUGGCACGCUCAUCGGAGCAAAGCCCCCCCAGAUUGAGGGUAACGGUUCAGAGAGCACUGCCUCGCAGCCUCACGCCCCCACCCCGACUACGCUCUCUCCCUGGCUUACACCAGGGAGGCGUCAGGGAAGCGCAGGUGGCUUCUGCUUUGUUUCUACGACACCCCCGCCUGCCAACGCAACCACCCUGCUUGGAGGAGUCUCUUGUACCUGCAGGCGUACUCCACUGUGUAGAUGGCUCCUUGGCUUUGCUCCUCCCAGCUCUGCAUGUCGGACUGGAAGAGAAGAGAAGGUGGCAGCGUUGGGCGCACGCUGGACAGGCGCGGCAGCGCAGCCCGCAGCGAUACGCUCUGCCAGCCCUGCCCGAACCGGGGCUCUGGCUGCUUCUCACUGGAAAUUGCAUUUGGAUUCUGCCUCCUGCUUGACAGCCUGUGUCACGCUCCAGGUGCCAUGCACUAGCAUUUAAAAGACAUUUAUUGUGUGUAUUUCUGGAAGGGCUACUAGUUCAGGCCAAUACUUUGGAUGCUCUGGCAAAAUUCUCCCUGUUUUUAGUGUUUUAGCCCACGAGCCAGCUUAGAGACACAGUCAGCCAGGCUGCGAGCAACCAGCAGCUGCGCUGAGCACAACAGGCCAGCUGCAUGUUUGAGAGUGCUCAGAUCUCCCGGUGCGUCUGGCCCCGCAGGCAGCCAGGAUCUGAACUAACACAGCUCCUGCAGAGUCCAGUCCUCGGUCCUUCACGCAAAAACCAGGUUAAAGUUUCUUUCACAGCACUGAAAGUUCUUGUUUCAUCGGAUCUGCCAUUCAUAAACACCUUCACAGCUGCGAGCGCCCCUGUCCUCCAGUCUGCUCUGAACCUCUGGCACCUGAUCCCAAGCAGCAGUCAGCACCGUGCCCUUCCUUUCACGAGCUUGGAAGGAGCCCUGUAAACCUCACACAAACUCAAGCAGCACUGUAUGCAGCCAGUUCUGGCAUGGGACGUAAUUGUACGCUGUAGCUCCAAGGAAAGGGAAAAAACCAAUCAAAAACACAAAUCACAAUGAAAGCGCAGCUCAAUUCAGAGGUAUAGCUCAAUAGAUAACUAUUUCAAAGGUCCUUAAGUAGUUUGGGCACUCUUUAAAAUAUGUUCUCAUGGGAGCUAAUUCUCCAGUCUAUUCUGCUGGGUCUAGUUACAAGCCAGAGGAAAUCCAAGGGCCUCUUUCUGUGCGCGAAAGGGUUGGGUAGAACCUUGGACUUCAUCCAGAAUCACUUCUGCUGUUCAAAGCCUGUCCUACAUCAGGACGCUUGACCACAUAGCUUUAAUCUACAAAAGAAACAAGCCUCUACAUGCAAUGCUCUAGGCAGUUCUCUGCAGGAGAGCGUCCUUCGACCCAGGACUCGCAAUCCCACAGAGACCGCGCUCCUCCCAGAGUCCAAGCGCAUUUUACAUGACCAUAUCUGUUGCCGGGAACACGCUUUGUGUGCAGGGGCAGCUGCAAAAGAUGCAGAAACCUCCCUGCAGCUCCUCACCCCGCUCUCUCCAAGAGGUGCCAGACGAGCCUUAACAACCGUUUAGACCCCGACAUCGCGCUGGCUCAGCCGGACGUGUCGGAGCCACUUGCCUGUGGUCCUGCUGUUUCUGAGCACCAGUAGAUUUUAAUCAUUUCCCAGUAUCAAAGCCAGCCAUGUCUGUGCCCAGAGUUCCCACCACUUCCUGGGAUUUUCAUGUCCUUAAUUAGGAACAAGAGCCUUUCCCUAGAGCUCCUCACUUCUUAAUCUUUGCUUGAUGUCCUUUCUUCAAAUUCCCAGGACGUGCCCUCAGAUGCAGUUUAAGGACUAAAGCCAGCUAUUAAUAUACAAUAGCACUGAUGAUAUAUUACUGUUGCUUGGAAGUAAAUUAACAAGAUGUAAGUUCUCAAAAGACCAGGGGAAAUGCAGAAGGGCCGCUCUGUGCGGAGCGGGGCUUAGCAGCGCAGCUACGACGCGCGGAGGCAGCGAGGGCCUUGCAUCACGCCGCCUCUUAUCAGGGAGAUCGUAAAUCUGCUUGGAGAGUUUGAGAUGGUGAGGAAGGUAUUAAGAUUAUUGUGUUAUCAAAUCGCAGAAAGUUGCUUGUUGUAAAGGCAUGGAGGUGACCUUCUCUUUGCAGAAACUUUUCUCCCAGCCCCCUCCCUCCCAGUUUUUCCUAGGUUUAAUCCCCCUGGGAAUUUCAAAGGCCGUGUCUCAGGAGAGCUCAGCCAGGCAGGGAUGGAGUUGCUGCAUGGUUGAAGGAAAGCUGGAAACCACCAAUAAAUCCUGUUUCCUUUAUACAUUACCUACAUCUUGGGACUAAAUUACCUGAGAAUGGAUCCACACAGAAUGUUCCUUUUUCCUCUUUUCUGUUCUGAAGAAUUAAAAUCACCUCACUUUAA
This is a messenger RNA of Phalacrocorax carbo (great cormorant), 6850 nucleotides long. Lineage: Eukaryota; Metazoa; Chordata; Aves; Suliformes; Phalacrocoracidae. The record is from RefSeq and is a predicted model, not a curated record.